This is a messenger RNA of Eutrema salsugineum, 2582 nucleotides long. RefSeq names its product TSL-kinase interacting protein 1. The record is from RefSeq and is a predicted model, not a curated record. Gene Ontology annotation, molecular function: chromatin binding. The transcript has 13 exons. Gene Ontology annotation, cellular component: nucleus. Gene Ontology annotation, biological process: pattern specification process. The coding region runs from base 224 to 2467 and encodes 747 amino acids. Lineage: Eukaryota; Viridiplantae; Streptophyta; Magnoliopsida; Brassicales; Brassicaceae.
CAAGAAAAAAAAAAUUAUUUUCCUCUCUGUCUCUCUCUUGUUCAACCGUCGAUGUUCGUCGGAAAAUAUCAUCGGCUUCAAUUUCGUUAGAUUUGCCCUAAAUUUUCGACUACUGUUCGCCAAUCCCAGGCUCUCACGCUUCGCAACUUUCUCAGGGUUCAUUGCUCUGAUUUGUGGGAAUUUGAAAGCAAAAGGAAAAGUUGCAACUUGUUCAUAAGCAUGAAUGCUUAAACCAAUAGCAGCGCAUUAUUGUGCAAUGCAAGCCGAGAAGGAGGUUUUGUUGAACACUGAAGGUCCCAUAGACGAGGGCCGGAUAACAAACCAGAACAGCAAUCCGAAUAUAGCCUCUUCAGCUUCUAUCAGUGUUGCUCAGUUUCCUGCUAAGAAGCCGACUAGGCAAUGGGCUGCUUGGACACAUCAAGAAGAGGAAAGUUUCUUCACUGCGCUUCGUCAAGUUGGAAAGAAUUUUGAGAAGAUUACUUCUCGUGUCCAGAGCAAAAACAAGGACCAGGUUAGACAUUACUAUUAUCGUCUAGUCAGGCGUAUGAACAAACUUUUGGGUCCGGAACUGAGUCUUGAUGCCAAGAACCCUAAGGACACAAAUGCUGCAAUGCUGCGAUGGUGGUCUUUACUGGAAAAGUAUAGCUGCAAAGCUUCAAAACUUCACCUCAAACCCCGGAGAUUCAAGCUAUUCAUAGAGGCCUUGGAACACCAAUUGCUGAAAGACCGUAGAAAGAGCAUAAGAAAACGGGGUUGCCAGGGAGAAACUUUCUCUUCCUCUUCCCUUGGAAACAUCUCAAGUAAUAGCAGGGAUAGAGGAUUGGAUAACCGUCCUUUCAAACUGAUUAUUUGCGACGGCCAAAAUGUUAAAAAGCUAGGGCCGGGAAGAACAUUUACCAAACAUGGCGAAAGCUUAGGAGUUAGCCUUGGUGAUGAAAAAGAAGAUACAGCCUUUGGGAGAGGUGGAAGGCAACGGCGAAAACAAGCAGGUUAUAGAAAAUGGGAAAAGGCUGCAAUAGAUGGGGUCUCUUUGGUUGCUGAUGCUGCAGAGCACUUAGAACGAACAUCGAUCGACAAAGAUAUGGAUGGUCAAAAAGAGUUAGGUCCCACAAGUAAUUUAACCGGAAAGUCUCCACUUUCUCUAUGCUCAUCUGGUGACGUUCCUCUCAGUGAUGCCAAUAUGCAGUUUUCUGGCAAGUUGAAACUUCAGUUGUUCCCAAUUGAUGAAUGUACUCGAAGAUCCUUGGAAAUGGACAAGCACAAUCCGCAUCUGGAACUUACUCUUAGUAAUCGCAAGAAGAUAUCUUCUGUGCUGGAACAUCUCAAUCGCAAAUGGGGAAGUUCAAGUUGUGCGUCUGGAGAGCUAAUGCUGUUCCCUUACAAUGCAAGGAAAGAAACUGUAACUUGUCAUCAGAGGUGGACCCAUGACUCUUUUCUAAGCGCAGCAGAAGUGCAUUCUAUGGUUGGAAGUCCCUCAAUUUUCCGUUUAAGGUAUGGCUGGUUCGUCCAUGAUGCAUCAGGUUCUAUUAUAUCUCAAGUUCCAACUUCAGCUUCUUGUCCUUCACUCGGGGAUGAUAUGAAUAUGGAUGAGGCGAAUGAGGUGAACGAGUUUAACAUGCUACUUACUGAAUCAGGACCCUUAUCAGUGCAUUCAACUGCUGAACAAGCGCCAUCUGUAGUAUGUGCCUCUGGUGAAAUCCAUGAUCGUCCUGCAGAAUCUGGAGAUAAUUAUGAACCUGCUUUAGCGACUGUUACUCCAUUUGAGCAUAUGAGCAGCGGCAAUGCACUAUCAGCAGGAGAAUGGGCUGAUAGUCUUACUAACAUAAGUAUAGGUGAUUUACUCUCUGAAGUGCCCAAUGACAUAGAUAGCGAUGAUGUGGAUCCACCCGUCACUGAGGGUUCACAUUGCCUCCUUCGAGAUGUCUCAUUUGCCUCUGACUCUUUUGAUGCUGCAAUUGCUGCUCAUAUACUAAGACACCAGAAUAAGCCUAGUGCUCUACUACCAGUGACUUCUGGCUCUUCCUCUCUAUGGGAUGAUGAAGAAACACGCGAUGCUUUCUCUUUCCAGAAGAAUCGUCUCGCAGCUUCCCCCAAGUUGGCUAAUGUUGCUUCUCCUGGAGGUGUAGGCAGAGUAAAUGAUGAACCUUCUCAUAUAGUGAAGGCUAUAUCUAGCGAAGAGGGGCCUUGUAACCCUCCUGACCAUGAAGAUCCAAUGGAAGAGGGUCCAACAGACCCUCAUACGAUGGAUUCUCCAGGGAAGAUCCACUGUGGGCUUGCGGAUGUAUAUUGGCCGGACUCGUUAGGACCACUGGAUCUAGACAUUAGAUCUUCAAAGUAUACGGAAGACUUGAUCCUCAGUGAGAGCCUCGGGGGUUUGAGCCGUCUGAUAGCGACCAGCCUUGAUGCGUUUCAAAACUGCUCGCUUUUUGGGUUUGACAGCAAGAAGGAUAAGUCUAACAUGGUCUGAAAUGGAACCAAAGCAAAAGCAUGGGGUCAAAAUGUUGAUAGUUGAAAAAGAAAGUGACUCUUGGCUUUAAAAGAAACUUUUUACUAUAACUGAUAGCUUCACUGUACACAAAUCU